Molecule: messenger RNA, 294 nt
Organism: Paracoccidioides brasiliensis Pb18
Product: ATP-dependent RNA helicase DBP2
Exons: 2
Coding region: 1-294 (97 amino acids)
Source: RefSeq, a predicted model, not a curated record
AUGAUUAUCCGAACAAUUCGGAAGAUUAUGUUCACAGAAUUGGCCCGGACAGGCCGUGCCGGUGCCAAGGGAACUGCCAUUACCUUGUUCACCACUGACAAUGCUAAGCAGGCUCGUGAUCUGGUUGCUAUUCUCAAUGAGUCAAAGCAACAGAUUGAUCCUCGCCUUGCCGAAAUGGUCCGCUACGGCGGUGGCGGAGGCGGUGGUAACCGAUGGGGUGGCCGUGGUCGCGGUCGCGGCGGAGGCUUCACCGCUUCCAAUGCUGCACCCCUGGGCAACAAUCGUCGCUGGUAG